Messenger RNA from Manihot esculenta (cassava), 3658 nucleotides. RefSeq names its product putative disease resistance protein At5g05400. Gene Ontology annotation, molecular function: ADP binding; ATP hydrolysis activity. Bases 213 to 3413 code for a protein of 1066 amino acids. The record is from RefSeq and is a predicted model, not a curated record. Lineage: Eukaryota; Viridiplantae; Streptophyta; Magnoliopsida; Malpighiales; Euphorbiaceae. The transcript is spliced from 3 exons.
UAAAAUUAAAUAAUUUUAUUGAAAUAAAUUAAAGUGAGUGAUAAAAAUAAAACAUAACUCAAAAUUGAGUGAUUCUAGCCGAAAAAAUUUAUAUAGAUAUAUGUGGUCGUGUUUAGAAUUCAAAACUCAAGAUGAAGAGUCAAGCAUGAUUUUACCUUUCGUGGAUAUUCACAUCACUUGUUUAAUUUUUAUAUCUAGUUAAGUCCACAGACAUGGAUGUUGUGACUUGUAUCGCUGGAAAAAUUGGAGAACUCUUGGUUGAGCCAAUCGGGAGACAGAUUGGCCAUUUUAUUCACUAUACAAGUAACACUGUGAAACUCCAGGAGCAAGUUAAAAUACUUGAAGGAGUGAGGGAUGACUUGCAGGUAUCUGUUGAUGCAGCAAAGAGGAAUGGUGAGGUGAUCAGAAAAGAGGUUCGGAAUUGGACAUCAAUGGUUGAUGGGAUUCUAUCAGAGGCUAACAAACUUCUUGGAAAGGCUUCCAAAGUAAGGUUUCAUAAUUUGGCUUCACGCUAUCAGCUAAGCAGGAAAGCAGAAGAGAAAACAAUGGAAAUUGAAAAACAGAAAAAUGAAGGCAAGUUUGAUAGAGUUUCCAAUCCUGCACCUCCGCCACCAUUAUUGUUUCCAUCUCAAGAAGAUAUUGUGAUUUUCGAAAGCAGAGAACGACAAGUAGAGGAGAUUAUGGAGGCCUUGAAGGACAACAAAACCAACUUCAUUGGGAUAUACGGAAUGGGAGGGGUGGGUAAAACUACCCUGGUGAAACAAGUUGUUAAAAGGGCUCAACAAGACAGGCUGUUUCCUACUAUUGCAAUGGUUGUCGUGUCACAAACCAUUGAUGUGAAAAAGAUUCAAGACCAGAUAGCAGAGAGUUUGGGUUUGAAAUUAGAUGAGGUUAACGAACAAAAUCGAGUAAGCCGGUUGCUGGCUAGAUUGAAGGAAGAGAACAAAGUGCUCAUUAUCUUGGAUGAUAUUUGGGCUAGACUCGAUCUUGCAACUGUGGGCAUUCCACUUGGCCAUGAUCAUGCAGGUUGCAAAAUUAUUGUCACAACACGUCGUAAACAAGUGUGUGACACUAUGGUCGACACAAGGAGUGAGACUGCAAAGGUCAUCCCUAUUAAUAUUUUAUCUGAAAAAGAAUCAUGGGUCUUGCUUAAAAAGAAUGCAGGCGCUGAGAUUGAGUCUCUGACUUUGAAUUCUUUUGCAAAAGAUAUUCUCAGAGAAUGUGGAGGCUUGCCUAUAGCUCUUGUAACAGUGGGAAGGGCAAUGAGAGGCAAAGAUCCUGAUGAAUGGCAAGAGGCAGUUAGAGAGCUAAGGAAAUCACAGUCAGAAACCAUUGAAGGGAUGGAUGAAGAUGUGUACAGAUGUCUUCAGUUCAGCUAUACUUACCUGAAAGAUAAGAAAGCCAAGAAAGUUUUCAAGUUAUGUUGUUUAUUUCCUGAGGAUUUUAACAUCCGUAUAGAAGACCUGGUAAGAUAUGGGUUUGGAUUGAAAAUAUUUGAAGAUAUGAGAAUGGAGGAUGCAAGACGAAGUGCUCAUUCCAUCAUAAAAAAUCUCAAAGAUUCUUGUUUAUUAUUGGGAAGUGAUGAGGAAGGCUGCGUAAAAAUGCAUGAUGUCGUGCGUGAUGUUGCCUUAUCAAUGGCAUCAGAUUAUUUUGUUAGAGAUGGUGUCAAAAAGUUGGAGGAUUGGCCAGAUAUGGAAGAGAUGAAGCGUUAUACUGGCAUCUCAAUAAUGCAAAAUGAGGUUUCUCAAUUUCCCGAUGCUUGGGAUAGCCCAAAUCUCAAGAUAUUAUUGAUGGAUACUGAAAAAAGUCGUUCUAGUUCACGUCCUUUUUGGGAGAAGGCGAUGCACAUGCGAGCAACGGUCUUAAAAGGGAUGAAAGCCCUUCAAGUUUUUCAUCGGAGAGAUAGUAGUAGGAAAAGUUAUAUAGCACUAUCUUUUCGGUUCUUGCAACUAGAAUUUAGUCAAUUAACCAAUCUUCGGACGUUGAUGCUUCAGUAUUAUAAGAUUGUUGACACCACUCCAAUUGGGGAGCUGAAGAUGCUUGAAAUUCUCAGCUUAAAGAAUUGUGAGUUCCUAAAGCCAUUCAAUACAAUAGGGAAGUUGACUAAUCUAAGGUUACUGGAUGUGGAAUUUUCUUCUCUUCAUGGCGUCUCUUCUUCCAUAUUUCCAAUCAAUGCUAUGUCUACUCUGUCCCGAUUAGAAGAAUCGUACUUCCUUUCUUUUGAUAUGUUAAGACCCACAAAGUACCCAUUUCCCCUUUCUCCAUUCCUUCAUAAUUUUCGAUCCUUCGAUGACUUGAACAUAACAGUUUUGAAAACCCUUUCUCGCUUGACCACCCUUAAUAUUCACAUUCAAACCAUUCCCGAAGGUUUUAUGUUCCCAGAUUUGAAGGUAUUCAAAAUUCAUUGGGGAAGCCGGAUAUGCAUUAGAGGAAAAGAAAAGCUGAUUAAUGCAUUUUUAUCUCAAGUUGAAGGAUUUAAUUAUUUGGGUCUUUGUGAAUUCGGGGGCGGGAGUAAUAUCACAAUUUCAUCACUAGUUUGUAUGAAGCCAUUAAUGCCAAGAACAAAUUUUCUGUAUUUAGAUUCACUUGAGGAGUUAAAGAACAUCAAUCCUUGCUUAUUAUUAGGUGGUUUAGAUGCUUUGAAGAUACUAGUGAUUGUCAAUUGUCCUAGUUUCGCUGACUUGAUCAACGCUGAAGAGUUCCUUGGAAGGUAUGCUUUGUUGCCGGAACUGGAAGGACUGUGUUUUGAGGAUUUGGACACCUUCAAAGCAUUAUGCAAUGGUGAAGUACCUCCUGGAACUUCCUUGUCCAUGAGGAAGCUCAAAUACUUGGCCUUUUUUAGAUGUCCAGAAUUGUUGAAUAUUUUCACUUUACCCAAUCCACAGCAAGAAUUCGAGCAACUCCAAGUUCUUGAAGAGAAAGGAAUGAAGAACAUAUCGAAGGGCCCCACUGAGCUGUUGCAUCUGCCCAAGCUACAAAUCGUAUGCAUUAAUGGGUGCCAGAAAUUAAAAGUUUUAUUUCCUGCUUCUAUUGCUCAAGGACUAGAGCAGCUGAAAGAACUUGAAUUAGAAGAUUGUGAUCAAUUAGAAGCAAUUGUUGCAGAAAGGGAAGAAGAGGAAAGGAGGAUUGACAAAGUGGUGUUCUCUCAAUUAAUAAGGAUUAGGUUAUACAAGCUUUACAAUCUUAAAGCUUUUUGCAUGGAUAACUUACCUUUGAAAUGGCCAUCCUUGGAAGAGUUAUCUGUGGACUCUUGCCCUAAAAUGAAGACAUUUGCUGCAUCUGAUGAAAACCAGAUCACACCGAAGUUGAAGGAGAUCAAAAUAAAUACCAAUUACAUAAAGUUUGAUGGAACAAACUUAAACACAAUUAUGAAAUAUCACAACGAAUAUGAGAUCCAAGCGAUGAACAACUGAAGAUGUGUCCAAUGUUAGAAGGCAAGACAAAUAAAAAAAGAGGUGCAAGGUUUUUAAUCCUUACAUCAUUGCAGCAAGGAGGUGGCAAAUGGGCAGCAUGGAAUACUUUAUAUUCAUAAAAUGUUCUUAGACAUUAUUUAUUACUUGUGCUGUCAAUAUUAUUUUCAUACGUUUAGCGUAUCAUAUUUGUAUGAACUGAACAAUAAAUAUGUUACGUUUUUUAUUAUUAUUUAUGGAUUUCAAAU